CGUCACUCCCGUGCGACGCACAUGUCGAGGUGAAAGUGCAAGCUGCCAUUUUUUUUCCGCACAAAUCUUCCUGACUAGUUUAGACAAGCAAAAGACAAACGGUGAGUUUCACCGUCAGCCUCCGGCGGGUUUAUUCCAUCUGUUGGAGCACUGAGUACACUUUCUGCACGGACAUUACUGCGGCUUUGUUGAUUUAAAACUCGGGUUUGAACUCGGGCUCAGCUCGGGGCUGCAGAUGGCUGCUUAGCUCUGCUAGCUAGCGUUAGCCGCGUCUGUAAACAAACAGCACAGACAGUGAAGACACGCAUGAGAGACGAGCUCACAGCCUGCAGGUUUGUUCAGCGGGUUUGAUCAGUGGUUCACUUGACAAAGAGCUAACAUAAGGUUGUAAACGGGGCGGAGGUGUGGCGGGCUGCAGGAGGCAGUCUGCUGCUGCUGCUGCUGCAUGUCUCUUAAGUUAGCGACACAACUUCAGUUUUGAUGACAGUGCGAGUUUCUCCAAACUAGGUCGGAGCUCAGUGGCUUUAGAGUCGGGUCGGGGUCAGUCGGGUUCACGGGGCACGAACACAGACUUGCACACCGGCAUGUCGUCCUUCUCCGAGUCGGCCCUGGAGAAGAAGCUGACGGAGCUGAGCAGCUCGCAGCAGAGCGUCCAGACUCUGUCUCUGUGGAUCAUCCACCACCGCAAACACUCGGGCCUCAUCGUCAAAGUGUGGCACAGAGAGCUGAAGAAAGCUAAAAGCACCAGGAAGCUGACGUUCCUGUAUCUGGCCAACGAUGUCAUCCAGAACAGCAAGAAGAAAGGACCAGAGUUCACCAAAGACUUUGAGACUGUCCUCGUUGAUGCCUGCUCACAUGUUGCCAGAGAAGCAGACGAGAACUGUAAAAAGCACAUGGAGAGACUGCUGAACAUCUGGAAGGAGAGGAGCCUCUACAGAGGCGACUUCAUUCAGCAGCUCAAACUGGCCAUUGAAGAUUCAAACAGCCCCAGGCCCUCAGAAGAGAAGAAGCCUGUGAAACGAAGCUAUCAGAAGAUCCAGGAAGACGAAGAAGAUGAAGACGACGACUACAGAAGCCACAACUCUCCUCGCAACACAGACACCGCUGCAACUCAACUGACAGAAGAGCUGGUGAAGGCUCUGCAGGAUUUGGAGAACGCUGCGUCAGGUGACGCAGCAGUUCGUCAGAAGAUCGCCUCGCUGCCGCAAGAAGUCCAGGACGUUUCCCUGCUGGAGAAAAUCACCGACAAGGAUGCAGCAGAUAAGCUGUCGAAGACGGUGGAUGAAGCUUGUUUGCUGCUGGCAGAGUACAACGGCCGACUGGCUGCAGAGCUGGAGGACCGGAGGCAGCUGGCCCGCAUGCUGACUGAAUACAUCAGCAGCCAGAGGGAGGCACUCAUGGAGAGAGAGAAGAAACUCGAGGAGUAUAAGCAGAAACUGGCCAGGGUGACGCAGGUUAGGAAAGAGCUAAAGUCCCACAUCCAGAGUCUACCUGACCUCUCCCUCCUGCCCAAUGUGACCGGGGGUCUGGCCCCGCUCCCCUCGGCCGGAGACCUCUUCUCCACCGACUGAGAGGUCUCUGCCCAGACGAACUGCUCCCCUGCCCCUCCCCACCUAAACCCAGAUCCUUGGUUGAUUCACAAAAUACUUCUAGCUCUGUCUCCGGCCAGAGGACACGUGGUCAAACCUGCAGGACGAGAGGGAGGAUGAGCCAUCAGAAGGAUGGUUUGGUGAGAUCGAAACGCUCUGCAGAGAACAGAGACUCUGUCAGCCUGGAUUUUUCCAGCACUCGCUCGAUAGACAAGGAUUCCACUCCACCAGCUUGGAAAGAGAUUGUUUCCUGUUUGUUUUUAUUUUUUAUUUUUAACGCUGGAAAUGUCAGUGAUCUAGGAGGAGGGGCAGGGUAAAGAAGCAAAGCUUAGACAGACAUAGUAAAUGUUGUUUGUCAGAACAUGUCAUUUAAAGUGGUAUAUUUUGGAUUCAGCAAGCAAAGGUGGGCUCUCACAAUGCUCAGAGAUUGUGACUACACUGUGAAGAGGAUGUACCAUUUGUUAGUUUUAUUUUUUUGCUUUCAGUUUGGGGCUUUUUACCGACAUAUAGUCUGAUAGGUGGUUUUGAUGUGUGUGUUACAAACAGAGAAGAUUGGGAUUGGGAUCAGUGCACGUUGCGUUUUGGUUGCCUCACAAACACUCAUGGUUGUUACUCAGCACACUCAAAUCAGUAACACUGAUAGUUUUCAUGUCCCUGUUCCUGAGCGUUUGUUUGCGAUUCAGCAUGCCCGUUUGUUUUCUUGCUUUAAUUAGGAAAGAUGCUUGAAAUUUGGAAAAGAUAAUGUUUCUAAGUGUGUACUAGACAAGGUUUGAGUUUUACAAAACAAGUCCUGGAAGUCUGAAGAAUCAAUUAAAGUUUGUUUUUCAAUAAUAAAAAAAAAAUCUGAAACCCUAAAACUAUUUUUCUGAGAGCAAAAAAGGCAAGAGGCAAAAAAACUUGGAAAAAAGUGUUAAAAUAUUAUUAAUGUGAGUAGAGCUGGGCAAUAUGGAAAUAAAGAAAUACCAAGAUGAGAUGAGACAUGAGAUUUCUAUGUCACAACAUGUAAAACCAAAACAGGCUAAUGUGAAGUGGACUGGUCAUUAUAAGCUACCAUUUCAAGUGUUAAAGAAAAUUGAUUCACAACAUUAAAUUCACACAAUGCUAAUAAGCUGAUAAAUAAUAAUUUAUACAUAUUGCUCAGUCCUACCUGUGUGUAGACACCCAGUGAUUAAAUAUUUUACUAAAAAGUAGCAGCAACAUACUCACCUCUGCAGUCCCUUUCUCAGGUUUCUUUUUUAAGAUGAGGUGACAAAUCCCAUUGCAAAUCCCUUCAUUGAGAUAUUAACAGGAAGUCAGGAAGUGUGAGUUAUUCCCCAAAUCAUUUUAGUACAACAGUUCUGUCAAGGCCACAACAGUAUGUAUUAUUUGUUUAGCUCACAUUUGGUUUUAAGUUGUCUGUAUACAGAAAGGAUUUGAGAAGUUUUAUGAUCAAAGGUCAGAGAUUUGUACUUGGAUCACGGCUCUUACUGCUGGAGUGUUUUCUAAAGUUAAUGAAGAUUACAGUUGCUAUAACUUCUUGUUGAUACAAGAAAUGCUGCUGCAAAUCCUUUUCAGUAAACUCUCAGAUCGAUUGGUCCGUUGUCUCCUGGCAACAUUUUUUAAAUGGCUAUAAAAAAAAAACCCAGCAGCAUCAACAGUGUUUGUUAAACCAAAGGUGUAAACGUAGUCAUGACAUUGGUGCAGUCACAAUUUGGGCCUGUUGACACAUUAUUUGGUUCAGUCUUAAUUAAAAUUAUAUUUCAAAAGCAAAUUAAAGACAUGUUUAAUACAAUCACUGUAUGCCAGGAAGGAUGUCAGCAACAUUUUGCCCCAUGUGUGCUUCACUGUAGAAAUUAGUUAGUUUUCUUACCUACUUGCUGUGUGGUAUCUUUCUCUCUGCAGAAUCAUACUGUACUGCCAGGACUCUGCCAGUAGGGUGGAGUUUUUCUGUAAUGAAAGUGAUUCAGUGGAUGCCAAUAAACUGGAACCAUUUGAACAAA
Messenger RNA from Larimichthys crocea (large yellow croaker), 3568 nucleotides. RefSeq names its product regulation of nuclear pre-mRNA domain containing 1B (gene rprd1b). The record is from RefSeq and is a predicted model, not a curated record. Gene Ontology annotation, biological process: mRNA 3'-end processing. The transcript is spliced from 7 exons. Gene Ontology annotation, molecular function: RNA polymerase II complex binding. Bases 585 to 1571 code for a protein of 328 amino acids. Lineage: Eukaryota; Metazoa; Chordata; Actinopteri; Sciaenidae.